Molecule: messenger RNA, 4253 nt
Organism: Astyanax mexicanus (Mexican tetra)
Lineage: Eukaryota; Metazoa; Chordata; Actinopteri; Characiformes; Acestrorhamphidae
Gene: tpcn2
Product: two pore segment channel 2
Exons: 25
Coding region: 307-2601 (764 amino acids)
Biological process (GO): transmembrane transport; monoatomic ion transport
Cellular component (GO): lysosomal membrane
Molecular function (GO): voltage-gated channel activity; monoatomic ion channel activity
Source: RefSeq, a predicted model, not a curated record
AUUUCCUAACACUGCAGACUGUCAGCAGCAGCAGAGACUAGAGGAGGGCACAGAGAAAACGUGACACAGGAGAACAUGGGCGGAGUGGAAUAAAAACAGCCCUCUGAGUGAAGUCAGACAGAGUAGAGUAACUUAGCUGCUGUUUGUUGUUGUGAACAGAAAGUUUGUAGCUAGUUGUAGGUAGUUACUUAUAGUCUUCUGUCAGCAGCUGCUGAACACUGCUGUGAGUGAGGAGCCCCUCUGUUUGUUUAACGAGUUAACUCUAUAAAUGACCGAGAAAACCCGCUGAGAACUGAAGCAAAGCUCAUGGAGUCCGAGCCGUUGCUGACCGGGAGUAUAAACCGGGGCUCUGUAGAUUAUGGGUCUCGACACAACAGUCGUUCAGACGCGGAGUCUCCGGUAACGCGACCAGCCUCGUAUUCAGGCUCUGAACAGGAGCAUGAUGGGGAUCUCUAUAUCCAGCAAGCGGUUGUAUUUAUAGAAGAUGCCAUUCAGUAUCGGUCCAUCAAUCACAAGGUUGACUCUGGAUCUUUACGGUUGUACAGAUGGUACUACUCCAGGAUAUGUCAGUGGGGUCUCGGUUUAACUAUUGCUGUGAUCCUGGCUCUGGCCUUUGUGGAGAAACCCUCCUCAGUCACUCACACAUCAGACCCUCGCUUCAGACCUGCAGCGUGGGAGCCCCCCUGUGGACUGACUGAGGCUAUAGAGCUGGUCUGCCUCCUCAUCUUCAUCACGGAUGUUGCUGUCAAGAGUCAUCUGAUUGGCUGGGAGGAAUUCUGCACAAACAAAUGGCUGAUUGGCUAUGUGUUAGUAAUCGCAGCCUCAGUCGUUGAUUGGACGAUCACUGUUUCAAUGCUGUGUAAUGAGACCAUACGAGUUAGAAGAUUGCUUCGCCCAUUUUUCCUCUUGCAAAACUCGUCCUUAAUGAAGAAAACUCUAAAAUGUAUCAAGAGGACUCUCCCAGAGAUAGCAAGUGUGAUCCUGCUGCUGGCACUGCACCUGUGUUUAUUUACCAUGGUUGGAAUGCUGAUCUUUCCCAAAUCAGAGGAACCAGAGAAGAAUGGGGAAUGGCAGGCUUACUUCAGAAACCUGCCACAAGCCUUAUCCUCUCUGCUUGUGCUGCUCACAACAGCUAAUAAUCCAGAUGUGAUGGUUCCUGCAUACUCUUUGAACCGAGGCUAUGCUUUAUUUUUUAUACUUUUUAGCGUGUGUGGAACGUACAUCUUGAUGAAUUUACUCACUGCUAUUAUAUACAAUCAGUUCAGGGGAUAUCUCCUGAUGUCAGUGAAGACGUCUGUAAUAAGGAGGCGGUUGGGAAUCCGGGCAGCGUUUGAGGUGCUGUGUUGUCAGGUCCAGGGCCACAGCAUUGACUCUGAGGGCCACGUAGGGAAAGUGCGAGUGGACACUGUGCUGGAAGUCAUGAGUCGAGUUCAGAUGAAGUCUUACUAUAGACAAGCUGUUGUUACGGCUGCUCGACAGUUCUCAGCUGGUUUUAUGGAUGGUGAAGCUUUUCAGAGGCUGUUUGAUGAACUGGACAAGGAUCGUAUCAAAGAGCACCCACCAAAUCCACAGUACAGCUCACCAUUUCUGCAGUGGAUCCAGAACACCUGCAGCCAUUACUACCUCACUGUGGUGGGAAAUGUGGUAGCCCUGGCUAAUGUCAUCUGCAUCUGUACGGUUUUGGUUCUGGAUUCAGAAAAGACUGUAUCUCAGAGGGAUGACUACUACAUGGAGGUCAUCAAUUGUGCUUUUAUCCUCUACUACCUAUUAGAGAUGGUGCUCAAGCUGAUUGCCUUUGGUUGGAGAGGUUACCUCUCUUAUAAAAAUAACAUCUUUGAUGGAGUCUUCACUGUACUUCUGCUGGUUCUUCAGAUUGCUAUUGUUGCCACUUACAAAAUUCCCUAUCAGGCAUCGUCUCCGGCUCAGCGGGGAGUGAUGUCACUGUGGGAGAUGGUGCGACUCGCCAACAUGCUGAUUGUUUUCCGCUUCCUCAGGAUCAUUCCUGAAAUCAAGUUGAUGGCUUUGGUGGCCAGUACUCUUGUGGACCUUGUGAAAAACCUACGGGCUUUUGCUGGCAUUCUGGUGGUGGUGUACUAUGUGUAUGCUGUUAUUGGGAUCUGGCUGUUCCAUGGAGCCAUUCGUCCCCCUGGGAGCCCAAGCACUGUCUCCAAUUCAAGUACUGAGAACCGUACGUCCAACUACACCAUGGAGUGUGGCUCCUAUGAACAGCUGGAGUACUGGCCCAACAACUUUGAUGACUUUGCUUCAUCUCUAGUCCUGCUUUAUGAUGUUAUGGUGGUGAAUAACUGGCAGGUCUUCAUGGAUGCCUACACUAGAUACACCACAGAGUGGUCCAAAGUGUAUUUUGUAUCCUGGUGGCUCACUUCUUCUGUCAUGUGGGUCAAUCUGUUUGUGGCGCUCAUUUUGGAGAAUUUCACCUACAAAUGGGAUAAGAGUCAUGCGUUAAGUGUGUCUGAUGUGGAGAGGAUGCGUUAUGAGACCACAGUGCAGCGGAUGUUCAGAGAGCACAUCCAAGAGCCAACUCAGGAGGAGUUACUGGUUCAACUUCAACAUCACCCACAUCUCCACCUCACCCGGUGACCCUGAGCCCACCGCACACGCCACAACUCUCCACCACAUCUCUCUCUAACAGACACUCGUUUACAUUUCUGUGGGCCAUCCUGGGCCUGUGUGAAGUGUUUGUUUUUUUUGUGGAAAAUAUGGUGAUUUGGACCCAUCGUGGGUCAGAGAUUGCUGCUGUGAGUUUAAUCUGUACAGACAUUUGUUUUAUCAUAUUAUUUUAUUUUAUAUUUUUAUCAUGGUUUAAAUGUGCAAGGACCUGAAAGAUGAAUCCAUAUGCUGCUGAAUUUUUUAAAAACUUUUAAUGCUGAACAUUUUUGGACUGAAAUCGGGAGAUGCGGAUGCUGUGUGGAAAAUCGCUGUUUCAACCCAAAGUCCUGCCUGUUUUUUUUUUUCCUAUUUAUUUUUAAUGCUUUUAGUAUAGAAUUUAUUCAUAACACUUUAUAGUAAGGGUCCAUUUAAUUAACAAUGUUUAUCAUUGAAUGUAAUUUUUUUUGGACAAUAGUUAACAUAUUUAAUAAUCAUUACAAUUCAAUGUUAUUCACAACAUUCUUAAACAUUUUUAUGUUAAUGAUGUCUUAACUAAUAAAAAUAAUAAUAACUAUUAUUUUAGACAUAAAAUAAAUAAAUGUUAUUUAAUUAACAUUUAACUUAUUUAAGCACUGUGAUUUGUGACCCUUAUUCUAAAGUGUUGCUAAUUCAUUUAAACAUUUUCCAUUUACCUCUCUCUCCAGAGCUAAAUGUAUAGAUAUUGAAAGUGAAAUGAGCAAAUGCAGAAUUUGUCAGAUUUUGUUGGAAGCCUGGGUUCUUCUGAGUUCUGACAAAACAGUGUAAUUCACAGAGAACCUCGUUAAGGUCAUGAACAUCAUGCUGACUAUUGUCUGAACUGUCAUUUGCAAAUGUUUGCCAUUUGAGUGUCUCCUAAAGCUCUGUUUAAGUGUUUCUAGAGCCGUACCUCACACUCACUAAAGCUAAAUGCUAGUCAAAGCUUUUGGCCACAUUUGUCAAACAGCAGGCGCUGAUUACCCUGCUGUUCUUCAGAUCUCAAGCUCUUCCAGAAGUGUGUUUUGUGAGUAUUAGUGAUAAGGUGGUAAUGUACUUAAUCUCAUUCAGAUUGUGCUGGAUUUGGAUUAUUUGUAACAUGUUAAAUGGUUAAAGGGAAGUAAGUAUUGUAGACCUAUUUGGAUGCAGACAGCAUCUGUUCUUUUUGUGCUUUAGUUCUGAUUUAAACUCAUUUAUAACGCCAUAUAUUACUUUCAAUAUACCGUAACUGUGUCUGCAGUCAAGCCAUGUUACAGAACAUCCUCAGUUAAAGGUAGGUAGCAUCUGAAAUACAUUUCCACAUAAAUAUAGAUCUGCUGUGUGAUACUGGACGCUGUAUAAAACCCAUUAAAUUUUAAGAGAGGUUGGCUCAGGCCAUUUGCUGAAAUCAAAAAGGGAAGACGGAACCGAAUUUUACUGCAUUUUAUUAUUUACAGAGAGCCAUUAUUGUGUUUGGUCACUCUGACUGAAUGUAUUGAAUGUAAAUAUGAUAUAUUUUUUUAGCUAAUAUAUUUUCUGCUGUUAUAACUUAGACCUUGACAUGUGAUGUAUGGUGUAGGCUAUGACCUGUUAAAUAUGUUCAAUUUAUACCUACGUCAACUAAAAUUACAUUUACUACUGUAACACUUUAA